Molecule: messenger RNA, 1049 nt
Organism: Solenopsis invicta (red fire ant)
Lineage: Eukaryota; Metazoa; Arthropoda; Insecta; Hymenoptera; Formicidae
Product: golgin subfamily A member 6-like protein 22
Exons: 3
Coding region: 307-1047 (246 amino acids)
Source: RefSeq, a predicted model, not a curated record
UUUGAAAUGCGCCAAUUAGACUUCCGGUUGGACGGCGUUGGCGUGCAUUCAUGUAGACAACGCGUGUGAGAAUUUGAUAGCAGAUUGGUGUGAUUGCGGAGAGUGGAAAAAGAGAAAAUAAGAGGAGAGGGAAGAGGACGAAGGAGAGGUGUCGAGACGUUGGUAGAAACAAGAAAUUGAGCAGGAGUGGACCACAAGGAAGGAUCCAAAAGCUGACCAAAGAACAGGUUAGGAAUCAACCGGAAGGAAAGAGAAGAAAGCGAGGAGAAAGAGCAAGCACGAAGAGACUACAGAGAUAGUAAACAGAUGGCGCCACCGGGAAGACCGGCAGGAGGUAAGGCGAAAGAGGAAAGUAAAUGCAAUAGCAUGGAAAAAUACGUGACAGGAGGAGAAGAGAUAAUAAUAAAAGAAAUGAAAAAGAUAGGAAGAGAGAUUGAGGAAAAUAUAGGCAAGAGGAUGGAGAAGAUGAUAAUACAAUUUGAACAAAUUAGAGAAGAGUGGAAAGAAGAAAAACGGACAAGAGAAGAGGAUAGGAAGAAAGACAAAGAAGAAUGGAGAGAAGAGAAAAAGAACCUGGAGAAGAGAAUAGAAAUCCUGGAAUGGGAGAGUGAGAAAAAAGAUAGAGAGAAACGGAAAAACAACAUAGUAAUUAGAGGAGCAUUCAAAUGGGAAGAUAAUAAAAUGGAACAGGAAACAAAGGACUUCAUAAGGGAUAAUCUGAGGAUAGAAGCGAAUAUAAACAAAGCAUUUAAGGUACAGAACAGAGGAGGUAAGUGCACAGUAGUAGCAGAAGUAGGAAGCUGGGAGCAAAAGAGAGAGAUAAUGGUCAAGAAGAAAGAGUUAAGGGCUGGAAUUUUUAUCGAUGACGAUCUGACAAGAAUGGAAAGGGAAAUGCAGUCGCAAUUGAGGGUAAAAGCGAAGGAAGAAAGAGAAAAAGGAAAAAAGGUCAAGGUGGGAUACGGAAAGAUCAUGAUAGAUGACAGAUGGUACCGAUGGAGCGCAAGAGAGAAGAAACUGACAGAGGAGAAAAGAAGAGGAGAAGAAUGAGA